AUGGCGGCCGUGAAGCUUCAAAUAGGCGUUGCAGGCCUCGGUCGGAUGGGCAAAAGGCACGCCCUUAAUUUUCUUCAAAACGUCCCACGUGCCUCCUUGGUUGCCGUCAGCACCCCCGACGCCGAUGAACGUCAAUGGGCAAAGGAAAACCUUGCUCCCCACGGCGUAACUGUGUAUGAAAAAUAUGCAGACCUUUUAUCACACCAGGGCCUCAUCGCCGUUUGCGUGGCCUCUGCUACUGCAGUACAUGCCGAGCAAGCUAUUGCUGCCAUUGCGGCAGGGAAACAUGUACUUUGUGAGAAGCCGCUCGGCAUAUCAGUCGACAUUUCUCAAACCGUCGUCGAUGCUGCAGCUGCUCGUCCAGACUUGAAAGUCAUGUGUGGCUUUUCCCGUCGCUUUGACGCCUCAUAUCGAGAUGCUUAUUCAAAGAUGCAAUCGGGAAUGAUUGGGCGACCAUCUGUGCUUCGAAGUCAGACCUGUGAUGUUCUGGACCCGUCCGGAUUUUUCGUUGCAUACGCCGAGUUCUCGGGUGGGAUUUUCGUCGACUGCAGUAUCCACGACAUCGACUUAGCGUUGUGGUUCUUUGGGGAUGAUGCCAAGGUCCGGUCAGUACAUGCAGUGGGAAUCACAGCGGUAGAGCCGGACCUGCGUAAGUAUAACGAUCGCGACAAUGCGGUUGGUGUCGUAGAGUUUAACGACGGCCGGAUCGCUUACCUCUAUGCCUCUCGCAUGAUGGCUGCUGGCCAAGAGGACGCAACAGAGAUCAUUGGGACCAAGGGUAAACUGACGGUGAACAUGGUUCCGACUGAGAACCAUGUACGGAUCUACCAGCCAGGAGGGAUCCGACAUGAGCUACCUCAGAACUAUUGGGGUAGAUUCCGCGCUGCUUUUACUACGGAGGCCAUUGAGUUUACAGACUCUGUGUUGAAUGAUACCCCAGUGCCUGUCAAGUUGGAAUCCGCGGUCACAGCUGUACGGAUAGGUGCAGCAUUGCAAAAGUCGAUGAUUACAGGGGAAAAGAUCGUGUUUGAUGAAUCUGGCUCAGAAGGUGACAGGGCUCGGCUGUAA
Molecule: messenger RNA, 1068 nt
Organism: Clonostachys rhizophaga
Lineage: Eukaryota; Fungi; Ascomycota; Sordariomycetes; Hypocreales; Bionectriaceae
Source: the annotation of a GenBank genome assembly